AUGAUCAGUUUGACAGAUAGUCAUUGGCCGUUUCCUGCCGUAGUGACAUCGGCUGCCUUCAAGUCUUGUCUGCCACAUGUGAAUCUGGCUCUUGAGGAGCUUCAGUAUCCCCAGUCUGCUGGCUUCAAUCUCACCGAUCCUACACACCCUUUUCUGCCGUUCGGCCCCCCUCCGCCCCGGACCUGGUCAAAUGAAGGUGUGGUGAAGAUGAGUGAUGAUGCGAUCAGAGGCGUGGGUUACAGUGAUCUCACAUUUGCUUCGCUUCGCCCUCCCACCCCCUCUACCGCCUCAGCAACCGCCAGUCUCCACGACAAUUCGGGUUUUACAUGUCCGGCACUGUCGACCACGAUCCCAUCACCACCGGUCUUUUCGCUGCCAGCCUGCUCGUCAUCUGUUAGCAUCUACGCCUCGUCACCGUCGGUCGGUACGCCACAGCAACCAGUUGCCAUGGCUUUGGCCAAUAUGCUUCGAGCUCAGCCUCCACAGGCCCAUGCUUUCGCCCAACAACAGCAGCAGCAGCAACAGCAAGACCCAACACCAGCCCUUCAUCCGAUCGAAUGUUCUUCGUCAAGGCCUGGCCUCUUCAACCUGCCCGGCAGUCAUGUUCCUGCCACAUCUUCCCUGCAUUCUCCGUUCGCCUCGUCGUCAUCGCCGUCUCCGGCCCACCUCUUCAUGCCCCACUUCUGGCAAGCCGGUUUUCCCAGAUCCAAUAUCCUCGGAGGCCCUCUGUCUUUGCUCCAGGGUCCCCUCACCGUCAGGCCUCAGGGUUCCGUGGCGAACAUGGCCGUCUGGCCGGACGUUAUUCAAUCGGGGGCCGGCUUGAAAUGUGAACCGUCGAGUGGGAGUGGGCUUCAUCGUGACUGGCUGAACCCUGUACCGACUGGACCAGCUGGACUCGUCCGGCCGGUUGAUUGUAGAGGCGAGAAACGACGCUCAACCGCCACAGCGGCUCGAUCCACACCGAGAUCGGCCAGUUUCACUUCGGCUUGCCAAACAUACAAACAGUCACGACUUCGAGCGACCCCAACAACCCUGACAACCACGACGAACCCGACAAACCCGACGACCCCGACAAUCCCGACAACCCCGACGACGUCGACGAUCCCGAUCACCCCACGGGCAUCACCCUCGACGGGAGUUCAGAACAGCACAAGUCCCUCCACCGCCUCGUCAGGCGGCAGCAAUCAGGGCACCAGUUUGCCUCCCCUCCGAAGCUCUUCUGCCUACCAACACGUCCAGUCGAGAAGGACGUCUGGUGCUGUCAGAGCAAGGCAGCAGACUCAGGGUCGGCCCGGCAGAGUCUCGCAAUCUCGACGUCCGUCGGACAAGUGGCCCAGGCGGAAUGGCUGUGCCGAAAGAGGCUCAAAGCAACCGGAGUUGAGACGAAAUGUAUGGAAUGGCCUCGAAAAGAGGGAUCCGACAAUGGAGUCAGGUGGAGACGAGGUGUGCGAUUCCGGUGGGGAAGAGUCGAACGACGAGCUGGAGCAGCAGCAGCAGGAAGAGGGGGAGGAGGAGGAGGAGGAGGAUGAGGAGGAAGAGGAGGAUGGGGCGGCGGUAAGGGAAGAGAUUGGGCGAAAAGAAGAGAAUUCCGACGCGGAAGAGGCGGAGGGCAAAGACGAAGAGAUGGAAGAAGAAGAGGAGGAUGACGAUGAUGAUGAUGAUGGUGACUCAGGCUCGCGGAAUGGGCAGAGUGUUGAGUGCGUUGUCUGUGGGGACAAAAGCAGCGGAAAGCACUAUGGCCAAUACACAUGUGAAGGAUGUAAGAGCUUUUUUAAGCGCUCCGUUCGCCGCAAGUUGACUUACACAUGUCGAGGCAACCGGCAGUGCCCCAUCGAUGUGCAUCAUCGUAAUCAAUGCCAAUAUUGCCGGUUUCAGAAGUGCCUCCAGACAGGAAUGCGCAAGGAAGGUAAGCAAGCUGGUUAA
Protopolystoma xenopodis is the source of this 1923-nucleotide messenger RNA. The record is from the annotation of a GenBank genome assembly. NCBI's taxonomy places the organism in Eukaryota, Metazoa, Platyhelminthes, Monogenea, Polystomatidea, Polystomatidae.